AUGAGCCUUACACGACCAGCGAGAUGUCUGCUAUGCAGUUUCUCCCGUACUGUCACCCCGGGCACGCGAGUGCCUCGUCGCCAAUUCCACCCAACCCCUGCGAUUUUGUCGAACCGAAAGUCCAGUUUCCCCAAUAUUAAGGCCCCUCAGGAUCAGACAACCGAUGUCAACCGAACGGGUGCCCCAAGUCGCGAGGACUUCAAGCCCUACACCAAGGAGGAGAAGGAACAAUUGGCAAAGGAAUACUCGGAGGCUCAGAUGAAGGCCAUCGAGGCCGGUGAAGCAGCCAUUGACCCCCAGGAUAUGGCCGACCAGUUCCGUGCCCGCAGUGACCCGAUGAAGUUCAAAUACCUCGACGAUUUCUCCGUUGUCGAGCCCGGCAUUGACCGCCAUGUUCGCAACCCCGAGUCAAACACAGACUACAAUUUCAAGUUGAAGAAGGAGGACGACUUUGUGGAUGAUUUUGGCCGCUUUUUCGCUGAGAUGCCCAAAGAUGCCACUGGUGCUGAUUUCGUCAAAUUCGGCGAAUCGCUGCGAUUGACCCAUGGCAAGGAGGAGAGCGAGCUGAACCCGCAUAGCGCACUGGUUCCCGACCUUUUCGGUCCCGGAGAAACCAUUGACGAGCCUCGUGUGGAGGAGAAGAAGACUGCCGCGGAGAAGGGCGAGAAGGAGCGCUCUCUUGCUGCGGAGGAGCUGACUGAUGCCCUGAAGAGCCUCCUCCUGGCUACUGGAUACACCAACCAACAAGUCAACGGUCUGCGGACCAAGACACUUGUUGCUCACAGCGUUGUGAACCAGACCCGUCUUGGAAAGGUCCGCCGUGCUUACCGUCUCUCUAUUGCUGGUAAUGGCAACGGUAUGUUGGGAAUUGGCGAGGCCAAGUCCGACGAGCCUAGUGAUGCAAAGACCCAGUCACAGUACCGUGCCAUUCGCAACAUGCAGCCCAUUCCCCGUUACGAGAACCGUACUAUCUUCGGUGAUGUCAAGGGUAAGGUUGGUGCCGUUGAGUUGCAAUUGAUGCAUCGCCCUCCAGGCUUCGGUCUCCGUGUUCAAUACCUGAUUUACGAAAUGUGCCGUGCCGCCGGUCUCCACGAUCUCUCUGCUCGCGUUGGCGGCUCGAGGAACAAGAUGAACGCCGUCAAGGCCGCGUACCAGGCUCUUAUGAGCCAGCGUGAUCCCGAGGAAGUUGCUCGUGCCCGCGGCCGCAAGAUGGUCGAUGUGCGCAAGGUCUACUAUGCCGGAAAGGUCUAG
Messenger RNA from Penicillium malachiteum, 1251 nucleotides. RefSeq names its product mitochondrial 37S ribosomal protein uS5m. Bases 1 to 1251 code for a protein of 416 amino acids. The transcript has 2 exons. Gene Ontology annotation, cellular component: ribosome. The record is from RefSeq and is a predicted model, not a curated record. Gene Ontology annotation, biological process: translation. NCBI's taxonomy places the organism in Eukaryota, Fungi, Ascomycota, Eurotiomycetes, Eurotiales, Aspergillaceae. Gene Ontology annotation, molecular function: RNA binding; structural constituent of ribosome.